AUGUCAGAAAAUAAUGCCACUACAACCUCAGAGGCACAGCCCUCAAACAUCAAGAAUCCCAGCGGACACGAUGAAGUCAAAGCGGACGGUGAUGGAUGGCUGGUGCCCGGGGUUGGCAUAUUUUCCAAGCGAGCUGUGUACACAUUUGAAGGACAGUCGCUGCCGGAGGGCCUCAUGAAGAGUAAUUACACCGUUCGCUGCAAGAAUUGGACCGGCAUUCCUUUCAACAAGCGAUUUGACCCAGCCAACGUUCGGUGCUUCAGAGGAUUCCUCCGCCUGGCAGUUCCGGGAGCCCAGAAACCCUCAAAGCAGACUGGCUACGCGGUCAGCUGCGCAGAGGUGACGACCGUGGAGGAGAAAAUUCUGUACGGGAGCUUUCGAACCACUGCUGUCUUCAGCACCGAGCCCGGCACCUGCCAUGGGAUCUUCUUCUACAAGGACGAUACUCAGGAAUGUGAUAUCGAAUACGUGACCGAUCCGACAUCGUUGGCAAACAAUGGUCCCAACGCUCCAAUCCCUCUUUGGUACACCAACCAAGCCAUAGAUCCCACAAAGAUGGACAAGUCAUGUGAAAGCGGACCGGCUCCAUCUAGCUGCACUACUCACACCCAUGAGUAUCGAAUUGACUGGACCCCGGACUUCACAGCAUUUUACAUAGACGGUGUUUGCCAGAAAAACUUCACCAACAAUAUUCCAAACGUGCCAGGCCAGUUGGUCUGGAACAACUGGGCCAAUGGUGAUAAAGGUUGGGCAGUGGGGCCUCCGAGUCGUGAAAACGUCUUCAAAAUCCAGAAAAUCAUCAUGUACUAUGACACCGCAACCAGCGAGUCAGGUGAUUCUGGGUAA
Fonsecaea nubica is the source of this 846-nucleotide messenger RNA. RefSeq lists its product as hypothetical. Lineage: Eukaryota; Fungi; Ascomycota; Eurotiomycetes; Chaetothyriales; Herpotrichiellaceae. The transcript has 3 exons. The coding region runs from base 1 to 846 and encodes 281 amino acids. The record is from RefSeq and is a predicted model, not a curated record. Gene Ontology annotation, molecular function: hydrolase activity, hydrolyzing O-glycosyl compounds. Gene Ontology annotation, biological process: carbohydrate metabolic process.